Molecule: messenger RNA, 10572 nt
Organism: Anopheles funestus (African malaria mosquito)
Lineage: Eukaryota; Metazoa; Arthropoda; Insecta; Diptera; Culicidae
Gene: Stat92E
Product: signal transducer and transcription activator
Exons: 9
Coding region: 781-3696 (971 amino acids)
Biological process (GO): cell surface receptor signaling pathway via JAK-STAT; regulation of transcription by RNA polymerase II; defense response
Molecular function (GO): RNA polymerase II cis-regulatory region sequence-specific DNA binding; DNA-binding transcription factor activity, RNA polymerase II-specific
Source: RefSeq, a predicted model, not a curated record
GUUCUGCACACCCCCAACAUAUCGAUCUACAUGCCCUUCAGUUCCUCUGUAACAGUGUGUCCGUGUGGUGCGUGGAGUUUUAAACAGUCCCUAGAUAAAAAAGUGCAUGUUGUGAGUCGGGUACCACGCGUGUGAUAUCAUUAAGUGUGCGAAGGCGAGAAGUAAAGAAGGAGCCCUUAUUUUUGUGUCGGCGGGCAAUCUGUCUGUCACCACCUGCGACAUCCAUCAAACGUAGCUGCGUGUACGUGUGUGUAUGUGCGCGAGUGUGUAUAUGUAAUGUGAUUUUAUACAAUAGUGUACGUGUUCGAUGUGUGCGAUCAGAUAGAUAAAUUUCAACACACGCAGUGAUCUAAUCUUGCACCCACCCUGCGAACAGCGUACGACACCGAGUGCGAGAGAGAGGGUGCGAGCGUGUUAUCAGCGCUGGCCGCUCUCCUUACUCUACCAUUUCCUUGCUUUCAUUUCCACGAACAAGUGUGCGUGUGUGCGUGAGUGUGUGUGUGUGUGGUACGUUGAGGGCUAGGAAAGACCUACACGCAACGCGCUGAACGUGUGCGCACGGCUCAGCCGUUUUCUCUCGUGCUUCAUUAGAGCGGGACCUUUGGCGUUGGUAAUUAAGCAAUCAGACGCAAGCAACCCGGUACAGACUUGGGAGGCCCUGGAACACCAGCAGUAUAACCCGCACAGCUAGACAGCUAGGCCGAAUUGUUCUUUUGUGUGGCAAUUAGAGAACAACUGUGAGAGAAAAAAAAACACACCUACCCCCAAAAAAACGUCAGAAUGUCACUGUGGGCCCGGGUGAAUCAGCUGCCGCAGCCCAUACUGGAGCAGAUUCGCUUCAUCUAUGGCAGCAACUUCCCGAUCGAGGUGCGCCAUUAUCUAGCAGAUUGGAUAGAGGAACGAUUGCUUAAUGCGCCGGUUUACACGAACGAUCAGGAAGCGGUGUACGAGCAGGAUGCGGCCAACUUUCUCAACCAGCUCAUCAUGGAGCUGGAACGGACGGCUAUUAAUCUGCCGGAAACGAACUUCACCAUCAAGAUCCGGUUGAACGAAUCGGCCCGAAACUUCCGCCAGCUGUUCUCGCACAAUCCGGCCCAGCUGUACCAGCAUCUGAUGAACUGUCUGCACCGGGAGCGACAGUGUGUUGCCUACCCUGAUGAGUGCGUGAACGUGCAGGACCCGGAGGUAACGGAGGUGUUCAAUGCGGUCCAGCAGCUGCAGAUAAUGGUGCGCACGAACGAAAAUGACAACCGGAACCUGAUGAAGGAGUACGAACAUUUGCUGCUGGAGGUGCAUGAGCUGCAGAAGAACCGGGCCCAGCUCGAAACGAUCGAAAAUGCGGAGAUGCGGGCCCAUGCACACAACCAGCUUGCCCAGCAUCAGAAGAUGGUGAACGAUCGGUUGCAGCUGUGCACCGGGAAGAGGCUCGCGCUGGUUGACGGCUUCCGAAAGACUAUACUGAUCACGGACGAGGUGCAGAACAAGGUGCUGAACAAGUAUCUGUCGCAGUGGAAGAUUAACCAGGGUUUCGCCGGCAACGGUGCAUCGAUGAUGAGCGCUAGCAACCUCGACACCAUACAGGCAUGGUGCGAAAGUUUGGCGGAGAUCAUCUGGAGCACGAAGGAUCAGAUACGGCUAGCGAUCAAGAACAAAUCGAAGCUGCAUGUGGAGCAGGAGGAUGUGCCGGAUCUGUUGCCACAGGCGAUGGUCGAUGUGACCAACCUGCUGAAGAUGCUCAUCACCAAUACGUUCAUAAUCGAGAAGCAACCGCCGCAGGUAAUGAAGACGAACACACGGUUCGCCGCUACCGUUCGGCUGCUCGUCGGCAACACGCUCAACAUCAAGAUGGUAAACCCACAGGUGAAGGUGUCUAUCAUUUCCGAGGCCCAAGCACAACAAACGCAACAGACCAACAAAGCUUCCGAACAGUCGUGCGGUGAAAUUAUGAACAACAUCGGCAAUCUGGAGUACAACGAAACGACCAAGCAACUGUCAGUGAGCUUCCGAAACAUGCAGCUGAAGAAAAUAAAGCGCGCGGAAAAGAAAGGCACGGAGUGUGUGAUGGAUGAAAAGUUUGCGCUACUCUUCCAGUCCAGCUUUGCCGUGGGACAUGGCGAUCUCGUCUUUUCGGUGUGGACUAUCUCCCUUCCAGUAGUGGUGAUCGUGCACGGAAACCAAGAACCACAGUCAUGGGCCACCAUUACUUGGGAUAAUGCGUUUGCCGAUAUAAACCGUGUUCCGUUCCAGGUACCGGAUAAGGUGAUAUGGAACCAGCUUGCGGAAGCACUCAAUAUGAAGUUCCGCGCUUCGACCGGCCGUUCGCUGACGGCGGAAAAUAUGCAUUUUCUGUGCGAGAAAGCAUUCAAAACGAACCUGCCAUUCCCUGUACCGAAUGAUCUCACAAUCAUGUGGUCACAGUUUUGCAAGGAACCGAUACCGGACCGUUCGUUCACAUUCUGGGAUUGGUUUUACGCGGCGAUGAAGGUAACACGCGAACAUCUGCGCGGUCCGUGGAUGGAUGGUAGCAUCAUUGGCUUCAUACACAAAUCCAAAGCGGAGGACUAUCUGCUCAAGUGCCCACGAGGUACCUUCCUGUUGCGCUUCUCCGAUAGUGAGCUCGGUGGUAUUACCAUUGCCUGGGUAAAUGAGGGUAAUGAUGGACAGCCACAGAUACUGCACAUUCAACCAUUUACGGCAAAAGAUUUCUCCACCCGUUCACUAUCCGAUCGCAUACGCGACUUUGACGAUCUCUUCUAUCUGUACCCGAACAAGCCGAAGCACGAAGCGUUUGAUCGGUACACGACCCCGGCGGGACCACCGCGUAACAAAAACUACAUCGCAUCGGAGGUGCGUGCCGUACUGAUGCCCGGUCCAACCAACAAUCAGAUGAAUAGCUUCCCGAACACACCGUCCUACAACAUUCAAUCACCUGAUGCAUCCCGCGAUACGCCCUCGAGCGGGUUUUCCAUGAGCUGUCGAACUAGCGGUACCUCCGUAACGGGCAGUGUGCAACACCGGUACACAUCCAGUUUCGAGCCGUACGUACAGUCGGACGGUAUCACGCAGUCGGUCAUGAUGGCGACUGGUACAUUGUCCAAUUUGGUGCGACCACCGCCCGCCCUGAGUGUGUUGUCGACGAGUAGUAAUUGUAGCAGUAGUACUACUGCAACCACCAGUCAUCACCAUCAUCACAGUCUGAUGGAACAACAGCAGCCACAUCACAGCCAUAUGUCGAUACUGCCAGCUCACAGUCCUGGUGGUGGACAGAACCAUCUUCGGUCACAACAGCAGCACUACGAGGAUACGACGUCGCUCAGUGAAUGCGGCCUAGAUGGGACCGAUCAUCGAAUGCAACAACAACAGCCAUUACCGUCCGUACCGACAGCGUUCUCGUUUACCGGUAUUACCUUUACGGACAGUGGUGAGCAACAGAAGCUACCGGAUGGUGGUAGUAAUCAGCUCAAGCGGACAGUCACCCAACAGUCUAGUACAUCCGGUAUGACAAACAGUAGAACUACUAGCCGAAGAAAUGACAAUAGUGGUGAGAGUGUGUCCACCUCCUCCCGUACGACAUCGUUAUCAUCCAGCGGUACUACCACUUCGACAUCAACCGCUAUGGAUUUCGCCGGUUUAGAUGAGCUCACCUGGUUGGAUAUGAACAACAACAGUAACUGGAUUGGCGACGGUUCGUCAUGAAAGGUGUAGUAACGGCUGAAAGGCAACGUUGCAAGGACGUAAUCCUGUCCCAGCUGUUUUUUACCACUUUACCUUGUCCCCCUAGAUCAAUUCGGUUUUCGCUGAAUAGCAACGUAUGAAAAUUUCAAGGUUACGGUUUUUGGUGCCAGCCACACCCAGUACGAAUUCUUUCAUCCGGCCUUGCGCAUUAUCUUCUGGAAGGGAAGAAUUCUAUUCGAGAGUAUGAUUUAGAAUUGGAAGCGAGUAGGGAGGGGACAGAGGAUAAAAGGGGGCGUUUAUCUCACAGGGCGGAAAAUGUUCAUAUCCAUACGCGAUUUAAUAUUGUUCGAAAUAAAUUCCACGUUUGACUAGCCUUUUACUGUGACUUCAAAUUGUGAGUGCGUGUUAAAAAAUGCUACACACAUAAAAAAAAAAUGUCAGUGAGGAUAUCAGGUUUACUCCUAAACGUUAUGGAGCUACAAGAAAGAAAGUGGUCUCCUUGUGUGAGAUCCUUUAGCAGGGGAUGAGAGUUUACCGCUGGAACCGUUAUCUGCGUUGAUCGACGAAGAAUUGAAAAGCACAGACGCCCUGUCACACACACUUUCGUUGCACUGGUGAUUACUACUUUGCUGUCAACCGUUGAAACUUGAGCGUUUAUUUUGAUGAUGUCUAAAACAUCCAACUAACGCUAGCUUCUCUGAUCUACUAUCUAACUGUUGGUGUUUUGAUUAGUGUCAUACACAUAGCACAUUUACACACUCUGGAUACAUCUUCUCUCUGGAUACUACAUCAAUGGUUGAAAAAAAACGCUGUUACUGUAAGACGAAUGACAGCCUCGCACUGGGGCAAUGGAACGUAAAAAUGUUUGCGCAACUGCUGUACAUGUAUUUAAAGAAAUCGAACGAAAUCGAAUAAUAUCAGUGCAUCAGAUAGAAUAAAACUAAAAAGUAAGAAACAAUUACAACUAAUGUAUCUUUCCGCAGGAAGGACUGAGACAACAAAACCAAAACACAAUGAUUCAUUAACAGGACGCUAGUAAAACAUAUUGCAACACGGCAGAUGCAUGCCGUUACGUAGAUAAAGUGCAAAUGAGUUCAUUUAUGAUUAUGAUUAGUCCAUAAAUAUAGCUACAUUUAAUGUCCAACACUCGCACCACCGUGUGCGGAGGGAAGGACGGUAAAAGAGUACUCUAGUCAUAACAGAAACAAACAUUUCAACCAAAAGAAAGUUUGUGCAGCGCUGGUUCUGAAGGGAAAUAACAAACGUUACCAUGUAAGACAGUCAAUACUUAGAUAAAUGCGUCGCUGCAGCGACAAUUCUAUUCGUACAACUACUGUAAACCCUGUACUGUUCGUUUACACACAGAGCCACACACUCUACGGUGUAUUGCGUGUAAGCUGUCGUAUUAAUUGUAACCGAAAGGGGAGAAACACAAAAAACCCAUAACCGUUCGCCUUACCUUGGCAUCUCCUUAACUGUGCUAGCCAAUAUAAUAAUAUGUGUACUACAUCAAAACAGCAUAACAGUGUAAUGCAAAAGAACAAAAACCUAAUUGUGAUGUUUAUAUCAACCCCAGAUGUGAGAGCUUUCGUCCUUCAAAAAGAGAUAGAGAGAGAGAGAAAAAAACGUACCUUAUAAUGUGAAAGAGGUUUGAAAAAAAAUGACUGUUAUCGAAUUUAAAACCAUAAGUGUCCCACACACCAUCACACACAAAAACGCAACAUACAAACAACGCACUGUAAAGUAGUAGAAAGAUGUAUGAAGAUAUGGAUGAUCAGAUCCACCGUAGUGUAACGUGUUCUGUGUCGCUAGACUAGACAAGAUCAGAAUUACCAUGAGACUAGUAGUAAUAGUAUUAGCAUUUUACGACACCGCUGGAUCCUGGAUCCCUUUAUUUAGUGUGGCGUGUUAUGCUAUAAUGACAAAAAAGAGGAUGCUGGUAGAUAAUGCAAAUAUACAAAGCAAAAAACCUUUUGAGGAUGGUGGGUAAAACAAGAUGAAACUAAUCUUACCACAUACGUAGCAUAUACGGCUGCUUUACUAGUGCUGCCGGGCAUAGAACAUUGGUAGAAUCUCAUAUUUGUUUAUAGCACACUGACUUACAACGGGGAAACUAUCUGUACUGUCUAGCUACGUAGAAUGUGUGCGCAAACAUAAACACACUAACCCACCGUGCUGACUAACACACAAACAAGCACAUUUUUGCAAUAUUUCAUUUAUCUAGCCUCUUGCCUUAGUUUUGCCCUGCCAAUGUAUUACUGUUUUUUUUUUACUUUUUUUUGCUUUUGAUUUAAAUAGUAAUCUAAGUAUAUAUAUUUUUGUUUUAGCAUUUUUGCUUUUCACCGUCCCCAUUUCCCAAAAACAGAUAUAAUGCGUUUUAAUGUGAUUAUUAUGUAUCUUUCUUCUUUUAUUUUUAUACGUACAUAUUCUUUGUAAAAUCGAACCAACUACAAACUAAUACAUCAACCGCUUCAUCACAACCUUCAAAAUACGACAAACCACACAAAAUGGCGCGCUGGCUGUUAUCCGUUACCCGGUACACACACUAAUUGCAAUACAAAAUGGAUGCCGAUGCAGUUACGGUCAGACAAAUUACGGUCAGGUGCCUGAUUUCGAGCUCGAAAACAUUGGUAUGUUUUCAUCGCAGUAUCACUGAAGUAACCUGACGUGCGCGGCCUGAAACGAAGUGUGUCGAGAAAGACGACGUAUUGUACAUUUACGCUAUAGAAUUCUGAAGACGUAAUAUUUACUAGACUUAGCGAUAUAUUAGGAUAGAACUUUAAAACACACGCACACACAAAACCACACUCAGCUUGCAGCCAAACACACGCCAUAUUUGCUGUCCUGUUUCCAGUCAUCAGCAUCGUUAUAUUCCUCGCGUGGUUUAAUGAGCUUACUGGUCCGAUAGUAUAUUCGGUAUGUGCAAAGCUUUCUUAGUUCUUCGUGAUUAAGAGGCUAACUAAAUUUGACACUACUAUACUAGAUGCACCAAUAUGCCAUUAUUAUGAUUUUUAGUAACCUCUAAUAACUGACCCUGAUUGAUGGGAUAUCAAAACAAUGUAGCAAUCCAUUUGGGAUUUAAGGUUCGGUAAGAUGUUGUCUCUAUGUCGUUCAUAGGAUAUAAAAAUUUACAUGACCUGGUUAUUUUCUGGCAAAUCGUUUCUGAGAUUUGAGCCACUCCGAAAAUUCUCUAUAACUUUCUGGAAGAUUAUUCGUAUUUAUUCAAAAUGAUUGAGUAAUUUAUUCUUCUCAUUAAUGCAAUAUUUAUUUUCCUGUUUGUCGUUGCUGUCAAAGCAGACCAACAGAAACAUACUGUGCCAUACAAAGCUUUUAAACUAUUUCCUGUUUUUAUUUUCAUUUCGUUUCCGCUCUAAGACACCAUUGAUUAUUCUGGUUUUUUUAAUUGUGACUAGUGAGCUCUGAACCCUAGAGGAGAUAACGAUCAAUCUGCUUGAUUCUACACGGAUGACUAUUGUGAAACUAGAAGUAGAUUAUUAAAUGCAAAUGUAAACGUAUGAGUAAAUUUCAAAUUUCAUGUGUCUGUACGCGCAAUUAAAACUUAGUGUUACUGGAAUGGCGAUUGUGUCUGAAUGUUUGAAUGAUUAUUGUGUGAACCUUACCUUUUUAAUACUAGAUUAUGUGAUGUGUUAAGAAAAACAAAUGGUUUGUGUAUGUGUGUGUGUAUUAAUCUUAGGUGUAUGAAAGUAUAUUAGAAAAAUGAAAGGAAAGGAAUACAUACAAUGAUAUAGGGAGCGAUUCGAAAUAUAAUAUACGAAUAUGUGUAUAUGUGCUUUCUACUUACAUAUAACUGUUAUUCAAGGAUGCGUGCUCAUAGGCGACUGAUAUCGGGAUCACUUCAACAAACACAAACAGUUUUAUGUACAUAAACUUAAACAGUUAGUAUUGUAGUGUUCACCAAGUUCUGGGCAGAUGCCAUUAACGCAAAUAGGAUAAAUGAGGUAUUGUAAUACGCAUACAUUAAUGUCUUUUCUCGGGAUAUGUGCAUGUGGGAAGAGGUGUUGAUUAACAGUAAUCAACCCAAGAAACUAGCAGAAUCGAGCGAAAGAACUUUAGAUAAAGUAGCUAAAUAAGGGUAACAAGCGAAGAGCUUACAUUGACUGGAGUUGCUCACAGAAAUGAUCGGUUUCACCAAAUCUUUUAAACAAAUCUAGGCAACGAAAUAUUACUAUGUACCACUAGUUGUUGAUAUGUGCAGCAAGAAACGGACGGCAAGAAUGUAAACACAGCACUGUACGAUUUGCUGUUUGCCUUUUGUUUUUUUAAUUCAUUUACACUUGUCUAUUACAUCCACGCUCCAUUCGGACAUCCGUCCCGUUGGGCACAGGAAUGCUGAACCGCAGAAAAUGAAGUAAAACGAUAGCUAGAAAUGGGUCAAGGGGGGAAAGAGCAAAACAAAAAACACACACGAAAAUGGUAACAAAUGUUCUACUUGCUGUGUUUUCACUAUUAGAUGUGUAUUGAAGUGUUAAACAAAACUGGUGAACGAGCAUAUGUAACUAAGGUCCAAUUGAAAUGUGCAAAUUAUACGACAUAGUCCAUCCGUGCGUGCGUUUAACGUCACUUUGAAAGUGUUAUAGGGAGCGUUUACUGCGUAGUGUUUUCGCCGGGAAGGAAGGCAGGAAUAUUAAUCUCUAAGAGUAUGUAAUACAAAACACAACGAAUAUACAGAGACAAACAUAGAAACACAAAUGAAAGAAAACAAAAGGGUUAGAAGAAACCAAACAACGUAAACGAAUGAUAAGAUUUCUCUAAGCGUACGUACGGCAAUUCGUCUCCUGUUUGGUUUUAGUGUGUAGUAAGACCCUUGUGCAAUGUGUUUCCUACUUUUACUGGUGGAAAUGUGCAAAUUUCCACUCAACCAGAUACACACACACACACACUUCAGCAUUUUUAAUAUUGUGAACGCCAUGUUCUUAUAUGUGUGACCAAUUAUUGGUGUUAAGCAAAACAAAACGAAACAAAACACAGAAAGGAAAAGAGUGUAUUGAUCUCAUGCGGUGGUGUAUUGGAUCAUGUUGCAUCAAAGUGGAAGAAUAAUAUACUAAAAUAGAUGUAAUACAAAACCAAUAGAGCAAAUCGUGCAAAAUGCAAACAAAACGAAUGAGGAAGCGGAAAGUGAAAGUACAAUUUUCCCCCAAAAAACAUAAAUUCGUUCAAUGUAUGUGUGUGCGUGUGUAACUCAUAAAGGAAAUAUUUUAGUGUCUAAUCCCAAAGAUAGACUGGCUGAAAAAAAACAACAAAGAAAAUAAGUUGGCACUAAAGAUUGUGGGAUAGUGCUAUAAUAACACCGAAACGAAGAUAUUAGCAUAUAACAACCUAAUUUUGUUUAUGUUAUGUGCAGAAAACAGUAUAUAUUAGAAGGCGCAUUGGCCACUGUUAUGUUGGGAAAUAGUAGCAAAAUAAUACAGAAAUGAGCCUAACCAAGCCUACGAUAGGAAGGAUGUUCUACGCCAUAAAAUCCCCACACAGUUCCUGUUUCCGGCAAUCGUGCACACCUUUGAUUCAGACAGCACUUACUAAAAUACACACACACACACACACACACACACACACACACACACACACACACGCAACGAUUUAUGCUCGUUCUGUGCACACUAGUCAAUGGGACAAUGAAGCAGCAUAAUUCCAAUGAUUUUUAGUAGCAGCAGUAAUACAUUUUUUAACCGGUAAGAGCUAAAGAAUACGAGCGACAGAGAGAAAAUGAUGUUACUAUAAUGUUGUUGGCUUGUGUUGUUUUACCACCGGUUUGUCCCAGAAUGACAUACCGUGUACACUAGGUUUUACUUUGGAGUGCUUUUGUUUCAAUUAAUGCACGCAAAUGGAUGAAUUUAAUUAAUGUUACAUGAUGAAAUUAUUAUAGCAAAUAAUGCUGUUUGAUUUUGGCCGUUUAAAGUGUUUAAAAUGUCCUUCAGGUAAAUCGGUUCGUGAAAGAUAUUUAGGAUGGGCUUUUUUUAGUCUAAGUAGGAGCACAGAUUAGGGUAGCUUUUUUAAAAUUGUCAAAAGAUAAUAUGUUAUAUAUAUGUUGCUUGAUGAAUUUAUAUCAGUCGAAUGCUAUCAGAAAAAAAUCCACUUUCAAGGAUCAAUUUUGAACAGUUUUCCCUAACUGGUUUAUAAAGAUCAAACAUGUUACAAACCUACCGAUGAAAAGGAAUGCAAACAGAGAAUUAAUGUCAUAGCACAAAGAAUAACUCACCGUAACCACAUACAAAGUUAUUAAGCUGAUAAUUUAUCGCGUAUUUAGAUAAAAACAAAACAAAAAAAACUAAAACACGCGAAACGAAAGGAUUGAUUUUGUCCCCUCUAUUUACAAUAUGAUCGUACGACAAAUAGUGUCGAUAGGUGUAUGCGAAUCUAUAUACCAAACAAUAUGAAGAGCUUAGAUCGGUUUCCGUAGUAAGAAAAGCAGUAACUUCAUUAUAAUAAUGCAAACAUUACCAACGCAGCAGAUAGAAAACUGUCGGAGAGCUUGUAAUUUGGUGCGCUGUUUUGUAUUUUGAAACAGAAAGACAUUGACAUUUUUGGAUAAUGAAAUGAAUAGAAAACCCCUUACUUAAUAUGGACAGUCUUGCUUCCUUGGUGUGUAUGAAUGCAUGCACACCUAAGACGCAGUCCACAUGGAUAGUUUCCGAUCAGUUCGGCCAAAUGUGGGAGUACGAAAGCUACAUAAGUUAAUUGGACGUAAUUAUAAAAACAAAGAUGACCCUAAUGCUAAAAUAAUGCUAAUUAGUAUACGACGCCGAAAUGCUGGGGCGCUAGAGAUUGGUAAAAGUGUAUAAGGAAAACAUGAUGUAUGAUGUGUGUGGUCUCGUGUACUUUGGAAUUGUUGCAAAACAACUGUAUCUGUUUAAAAAAUAAAUUCUGUGUAAAAACGUA